This is a messenger RNA of Kalmanozyma brasiliensis GHG001, 1116 nucleotides long. RefSeq names its product Pex19 protein. NCBI's taxonomy places the organism in Eukaryota, Fungi, Basidiomycota, Ustilaginomycetes, Ustilaginales. The transcript has 2 exons. Bases 1 to 1116 code for a protein of 371 amino acids. Gene Ontology annotation, cellular component: peroxisome; peroxisomal membrane. The record is from RefSeq and is a predicted model, not a curated record. Gene Ontology annotation, biological process: protein import into peroxisome membrane.
AUGUCAAGCAACACAUCUUCUGCCGCGCAAAAGGCACCGCCAGCCUCAGCGCACGUCGACGACGCUGACGAUCUGGACGAUCUCGAUGAUGUAUUGGACGAGUUCAACGCGCCUUCUAGCUCGGCGGCAGCUCCCAUAGCUGCCGCAACGGAGUCGACAGCAAAGUCUUCAGCUCCGGCCGCUGCUCAACAGGACACCACAACAGGCGCAGCUGGUCUGGCCACAGAAGGCGAAGACGAUGCAGGGCUGGACGAUAUGCUCUCGGAAGACUUUGCCAAGGAGCUGGCGCAAGGCAUGCAGGCGUUGAUGAAGGAGCUCGGUGGGCAAGCCAACGCCGACGGCGAAGGGCUCAUGAGUGGCGCCGGGGCCGGCGCGGGAGCAUCUGCAGGCGCAGCGGGCCAGGAGUUCAACGAACAGGAGCUGAUGAAGCAGUUUGAAGCGAUGAUGGCCGGGUUUGGUGGUGGAGCUCCUGCCUCGUCGGACGCUGGUCCCUCGACUAGAUCCGCCGCUGCUCCUGCCGCUUCAGCAAACCCGAGCAAGCCGGGCAACUUCAACGAUGCGAUCGCAGCGACCAUGGCGAAGCUCAAAGAAUCCGACACCUCUGCGACCGCCGAUUCUGCUUCCGCCUCGAACCCCUUUGCCGGUCUCUCGGGCGCAGAAGGCGAGGAGAUGGCGAAACUGCUCGCGGCUCUUGGGGGCAACGGCGAUCUCUCCGGCCUCGACGGUGCAAUGGACAACCCGGAACUCACCAAGAUGCUCGAAGGCAUGAUGGACGAGCUCAUGUCCCGAGACAUCCUCUACGAACCGCUCAAGGAGCUACGUGACAAGUACCCCGCCUACCUCGCCGGCCCCGAUUCGGCAGGCAUCUCAGCCGAGGACAGGAAGCGCUACGAAUUGCAGAGCAAGUACAUCGACCAGAUCGUCAAGAUUUUCGAUGAGCCUGGAUACGAUGCUAAGGACAAGGUCAAGGCGGAGCGCGUGCAGGAGCUCAUGAACCAGAUGCAGGACUGCGGCAGCCCGCCCAAGGAGAUCGUAGGAGACAUGCCCGCUGAAUUGGAGAACCUGCCUGGAUUUGGAGGAGGUGGUGCCGGUGGGGAGGAGUGCACCAUUAUGUAA